Molecule: messenger RNA, 354 nt
Organism: Podarcis lilfordi (Lilford's wall lizard)
Lineage: Eukaryota; Metazoa; Chordata; Lepidosauria; Squamata; Lacertidae
Source: the annotation of a GenBank genome assembly
AUGCUUCUUGCUUUCCCGGAUGGAGUAUGCUGUGUGUAUCAUCUGCAACACAACCCACCCGACAAACUUGCGUCCAUAGCUUCCUUCACGUUGGCUCAGGCUGCCCACACGCCUUGCUUUUUGCCUUGCCCACAACUGGCAUGUGGCUCUCAGAAAGCUGCCCAUGAGGCCCUUGAGGUUGGGGGUUGGGAGAGUUCCCUGACAUUAAAAAACACAACCCGAUUCAGUAUUAGGAUUCGGAGUAAAAAUCAGGCCAGCUCGUGUUUGUUCUGGAUCUGGAAGGGGGCAGGAAUUCGGUUCGAUUAUACUCCAGCUAGGAUUCUGACCCCUUUAAUUCCAGGCGGUGGGGCUUGA